Messenger RNA from Medioppia subpectinata, 3403 nucleotides. The record is from the annotation of a GenBank genome assembly. NCBI's taxonomy places the organism in Eukaryota, Metazoa, Arthropoda, Arachnida, Sarcoptiformes, Oppiidae.
AAACACUACUUUUUUGUUAGUAUUUUGUUGUGAAUAAUGAAAACAAAAGCAAAUCAUAAUAAAUAUGAAACAAAUAUAUAUUUUUCUAAUAAAAAGGUGUAAAUGUUUUGAACAAAACUAUUAGCGAUAUCUUCGGUCACUAUAGGAAUCGUUAUCUCAUCCGUGGUUUAAGUCAAACACAAUCGCAGCCAUUGUUUCGUAAACUGACGAAAUUGUUUGCCACUAAUAAUGGCAACAAUCAUGUGAUGACUGAAUCAGUUCGGGAACAGAUCGACACUUCGGCCGCUUUGGACUCAUUCCGCACCCAUUGGUCGCAGGCCUUCGAUAUCAUGUCUCGCAAAGUGAUGAACGAUAUCACUGUGGAUGACAUCUCAUCGGUGGUCAAUCAUAUCGACCAAAUGCUGACACUAUUGCUUCAGGAGAACGACUCCAUGUGUUUCGCGUCGCGACCCAAGCCGUUGUCGGCCACAGACUCGGGCGCAAUGAGUCCACUGUUGGAAUAUCUGCUGAUGGAAUCAGUUCUGGAGAAAGUGUUGAGUUGGUCUGAGAUGUGUGGCGAGUGGUACGAAGUGAUGACACUGGAACAGCUCAAGCUCUAUGAAAUGCUCAUCAGUCAGAUCUGCCACAACACCGCACUCUUCCAGCAGCAACUCAUUCGUCCACUUCUGGGCCUUUUGUGCCGAUUUGUGGACAAAACGUGUCAAUUGGAGGUCGAGAAGAGACUCGUCGUACUUCUCAACUCACUAUUCGUGUCUUUGAGUCAAAACCUAAACCUAUUGGAGCUGUUCUUCCUGUCGGAGCCACUGAUCGCUAGUCAUAUGGAGACAAAAUUCCUGAUCUUCUCGUUACUCAUACCAUACGUUCAUAGGGACGGACCCGUCGGACAACAGGCCAGAGAUGCCAUUCUUCUGUGUAUGGCAUUCACGCGACGCAACGAAUUGAUGGGCAAAUUCGUGGCCGAAGAGACCGACUUUUGCCCAGUUUUGGCCACCGGUUUGAGCGGAUUGUAUUCAUCACUACCUCGACGGCUGUUAACUCAUUCAAUAGUAUCGGACGAUUGGCAUCAGAUCACUAAUGAAGACAUUCAGGAGAAUCACGAGCUGGAAGUGUUCUUAAACUCGUUGGAGUUUUGCAACGCUGUCGCACAAAUAGCCCAUCCAUUCAUUCAAAAGCAAUUACUUCAAUACAUAUACAAUGGUUUUCUGGUGCCUGUGAUCGGCCCGGCGUUACAUCAGAGUGUCAAUAAAGAUAAUGUAAUGUUGUUUUCUGUGUCCGUUUGUGUCGCUAUACAUGUAUGCAAUGAACAGGAAGUGGUCGGCGUUCCCAUAAUCCUAUUGGAAAGGUUAUCAAGAUAUUCGAACACAUUGGAGGAGAUAAUAGCGACCACCGCUUACUUUGAUCUCUUCAUUCGCACAAUUUCUGAACCAAAUCUUUUGAAAGUAUUUUUAAAAUUCAUUUGCAUUGAGAAAUACGAAGAGCAGAGGAUUCUGAGCACUUUGAUCACCAGAAUUAGCGCCAAUUCAAAGAUAUUUUCUGUGUCCGUUUGUGUCGCUAUACAUGUAUGCAAUGAACAGGAAGUGGUCGGCGUUCCCAUAAUCCUAUUGGAAAGGUUAUCAAGAUAUUCGAACACAUUGGAGGAGAUAAUAGCGACCACCGCUUACUUUGAUCUCUUCAUUCGCACAAUUUCUGAACCAAAUCUAUUGAAAGUAUUUUUAAAAUUCAUUUGCAUUGAGAAAUACGAAGAGCAGAGGAUUCUGAGCACUUUGAUCACCAGAAUUAGCGCCAAUUCAAAGUUAAGUUUAGUUACUUUGGUUUUGUUUCGUUCUUUAAUGGACUUGAACUGCGAGGACGUGUUAUUGGAAUUGGUUUUGAAAUACUUAACGUCCGGAAAACAUAUAAUCGGUGGUAAACAACACCAAAUGCAGAGAAUAAACGAUUCUAAUUAUCUGAAUGAAUCGGCCCGACAUCUGUUUACUCUGAUCCCAAAGCAUUGUCUGUCAUCGCACUUGAAUUACAUGAACAAAAACGCCAAAUCAGAUGGUUAUGUAUUCCUCGAGAACAACGACUCGUCGUCGCAGAACAGCGCCGACAGCGUUGACCACAACAACAUCUCAACACAAGAACUGCAUUACAUAUUAUUUAAUUAUUUGGAUUAUUUAAGGGAUGCAAACAUUGUUAUAUCGAAGUCCAUUCGCGCCACCCCGAUCUGCGAGAACGAUGUCUAUACGAACCUUCAAUUGACCGGUUUGUUGGCCCGUUUGGCCGCAUAUCCGCAGCCAUUGCUCCGCUCUUAUCUCCUGAACCCAUCGCUCGUCUUCCAGAAAGAUGUCAAGUCUUUGAUAACACUUCUCAACGAAUUACGCAAAAAAUUAGAUCAAUUGUCGGAAGACAUUGAAAAUUUUGAUGAAUUGCUUCGAAAUGCCAGACAUUUUCUGUUCGCUCGUGAGAACAGAAUGUUAAACCGAAAGCAAAGCUUUUUGCCACAAAUUGACAAUAAUUUUCAUUAUAACUCCAGACCUUCUCGUAGUAAUAGUAUUACAAGUUUAGCGUCCAUUAGAUCCGAGAGUGGAACUGAAGUGUUAAAGAAAGGAUUCAAUAGCCUUAAGGAGCGUCUGUUCCGAUCGACUCCAAAAAAUAUGCGUCGAAGCACUUCUAUGUCUGUCCAACCGCUUCCUCCGCCACCAGUUCUCGAAUCCGUCUCUGGAGGACAAGGAUAUAGAUAUUUCAAGCCAUUUGAUUCGCCGGAACAGGCAUUGGAUGCCAACGAAGUCGAAGAAAGGGAAAGGAUCCAGAAGAUAGUCUUAGCGACCAUCGUAUUCGAGGAAUUUGUUCGCGAAUUAUCUGCCAUUUCCUACGAGCACUUUAUUCUCGAGUAUUCGGAUCCGACUUCAGCUCAAAACCAAUCGGAACUCAAAUCGUAAUUAGAGUUCAAACAAAAAACAAAUGAAAACGUUUGCGAAUGGAAACAAAGAAAGCGUUUUUCUGUGCCAAUCAUUAUAUCCUUUAUGUUAUAUAAUUAUCACAAUUUUAUUGUUUAAGUUAUUGUUGUUUUUGCUUCGGAAUGAUAUUCAAAGACUAUAUAUAUUUUGCGCUCAAAUCUUGAAAUACCAUUCAAUUAGUUCGGAAACCGCACGAAAUUUUCAAUAUACAGUACUUUUAUCAUAUUUUUGCAAACGAAUCACAUUAUAAUUCGUUUGUCUUUUUGUUUGUUUUUCGGGGAAAUGUAACGAAAAGGUGAACAAAAUGUGAACAAAACAGAAAACAUAAUUUUUAAAUGUGUUGUCAAAACGUAUCGGUGAUGAAAGUUAUUACAAAUACAAUUUACGUAUAGUUAGCAUUAGUGAACUCAUAGAAAGUAUUAUACUAUUUAAAGCCCUAACUUAUUGUGCAAUUCAUAUACAGA